AUGGUGCAAAUUCCUCACCUCGUCGCCACCAAGGCGUCGAAACAACUUGUCGUAAGGGGCAAGCCCUUUCUCAUGCGGGCGGCUGAGCUGCAAAACUCGUCCAUGACGAGCGCCGAGUACAUGGACACUGUGUGGCAGAAGUUGGCCGAUAUGAACAUCAACACCGUCUUGGGUUGUGUCACUUGGGAAAUGAUUGAGCCAGUCGAAGGGACUUUUGACUUUGAAGAGCUGGACAAGGUGAUUUUGGGUGCCAGGAAGCACGGGCUACACCUAGUUCUGCUGUGGUUUGGCUCGUUCAAGAAUGGUUGGGUCAAGACCAACCCAAAACGCUUCCCUCGAGCAAAACUACGAAAGGCUGGCGGCGUUCUCCAAACAGGGGACGUGCUGUCGAUUUUCCACAAAGAAGCCCCUGAGGCCGACGGAAAGGCCUUUCAGAAGUUAAUGGCGCACAUUAAGGAGAUUGACGAGGCUCAUUCCACUGUUUUGAUGGUUCAAGUCGAGAAUGAAACGGGUCUUUUGGGAGACUCCCGAGAUGGCUCUGACGCUGCCAACAACAAGUUCUCAGAGCCUGUGCCUGACGAGUUGGUCGAGCUUCUAACCAAAGACUGGGAUAAUCUCCGCCCAGAUCUCAAGAGGAGCCUUUCUGCCUUCAAGAGUCGGGCUGCCGAUACUAAGAACUCUGACUGGGAGGCAGUCUUUGGAAAGAGCCCACAGACAGACGAGCUAUUCAUGGCUUACCACUAUGCCAAGUACUUGAACCACGUCACCGGCAUUGGCAAGGCGGUGUACUCCAUUCCUUACUACACCAAUGUCUGGCUCAACUACGCCGGGGAGGACUCGGACAACGACUUUCCAGUAAUCGUCGGCGGUGGCGGAGCACCUGGUGAAUAUCCCUCCGGAGGAGGCACGAGCAACGUCCUCGACAUCUGGCAGACAUUCGCCCCAAACCUCGACUUUAUUGCACCAGACUGUUACUUGACCGACUAUAACUCGACUUGUGCCAAGUACCGUCACCGAAAUCAACCACUCUUCAUCCCUGAGCAGCGGCGAGACGACUACGGCGUUAGAAGAAUCUGGAUCGCGUACGGCUCAUAUGCAGCUAUGGGCGUCUCGCCAUUCGGUAUCGACACUCUCGAGGGAGAGGAAGUUACAGCAUGGACGAAGCACUAUGGCUUACUCAAGUCUGUUUCUGCUGUCCUGCUUGAGUCGCAGCGCCGAGGUGAAGACUCGGUGGGCUUUUGCUUUGACGAGCUGAACGAAGAUGGGUCUGAUCCGAGCAAAGCCGUCAUCCGUCAAUGGGGAGGUUUUGAAAUCAUCAUCGAGAGAUGUUUCGUUUUUGGAAAACCUGGCACAGGCUCAGGCAUAGUCAUUCACAAGGGCAAUGGCAAGUUUCUGCUCAUCGGCAAGGGCUUCCAGGUCAGAGCGCGCUCGCUUAACCCAAAGGCAACUUUCACUGGGAUUUUGAAGUUUAACGAGAAGACGGUUUCUGACGAAGAGGUUGGAACAUUGAGAACGGUCAGGAUGCUGAAUGGUGAUGAGACAAGGGGUGGUAGCGUCGUCAUGAUGCCCAACGAGGAUCCUGACUAUGGAGGGUUCCCGAUUUGUGUCACCAUUCCGGCGAGGACUAUGAUUUCCGAAGUCGAGUUCUACGGAAUUGAGGAUUAG
Fusarium vanettenii 77-13-4 is the source of this 1665-nucleotide messenger RNA. RefSeq lists its product as uncharacterized. Gene Ontology annotation, biological process: carbohydrate metabolic process. The transcript is spliced from 2 exons. The coding region runs from base 1 to 1665 and encodes 554 amino acids. NCBI's taxonomy places the organism in Eukaryota, Fungi, Ascomycota, Sordariomycetes, Hypocreales, Nectriaceae. Gene Ontology annotation, cellular component: beta-galactosidase complex. Gene Ontology annotation, molecular function: beta-galactosidase activity. The record is from RefSeq and is a predicted model, not a curated record.